AUGAAAUCUCCAAGCAUUUCUUUAGGGAGGUUUUCAGCCUUUUAUUCGGUUUUGUGCAAUCGAGGGUGUUCGAAUUUUCUUCGUCGUGCAAGUACAGAUGCUAAAACGUUCCCUGGAAACUUCAAGCCAAAUGCAACACGAUCACGUUGGAAGACCAUAAGGAACACACUUUUUGGUGUUACAGGGCUUUCGUUGGCUUACUACGGUUAUCGAGUUCACAGAUUUAAGAACCCUGCUGUGGAACAGCCGGAGGCCGAUCCAGACAAGAAAACGCUCGUCGUUCUGGGUUCAGGUUGGGGUGCUAUUUCAUUGUUACGAACAUUGGAUACAUCGCAGUACAAUGUCAUCGUUGUAUCCCCCAGGAACUACUUUUUGUUUACGUCUCUUUUGCCGAGCACGGCUACUGGCGCUGUUCAGACACGCAGCAUUAUAACUCCUACACGGUACCUCCUUCGUCACAAGUCUAAUAAAGUCAGAUUUAUUCGGUCAGAAUGUACAGACAUCGACCCUUCAAGUAAAGUCCUUAAAAUCCGUUCUGCUGUGACCACGGAUGAUAAACAGAUUGAAGAGGAACUUAAAUACGAUUAUCUUGUCUUUUCUAUCGGAGCCGAUGUCCAGACGUUUGGUAUCCCAGGCGUUCUUGAAAACGGCUGCCAAUUGAAGGAAGUUUGGGAUGCGCAAAAAAUUCGUGCUCAUGUUCUGCGGUGCUUAGAACAAGCCAGUUUGCCCGGUUUGAGUCCUGAAGAAAGGAAGCGUUAUUUACACACAGUUGUCGUUGGCGGAGGUCCUACGGGUAUGGAGUUUUCUGCUGAAAUGGGUGACUUCAUCAGACAUGAUUUAAAGAAGUGGUACCCUGAUUUGGCAGACGAUUUCCAAGUCACCUUGCUGGAAGCUCUUCCCUCUGUCCUUCCCAUGUUCACCGAGAAGGGACGGAUGUACGCUGUAAAGCAUUUUGCCGACUCCGGUAUAAACAUUCAAACACGUACCGCGCUAAAAGAGGCGACGAAAGAAGAGUUGCAUGUUGAAGUCACUGACGAUCAAGGCAAUAAGACCAAAAAGACCAUCCCAUACGGCUUACUUGUUUGGGCUGGAGGAAACAAGCCCCGCCAACUCACUCAAUCUCUCAUCUCCAGUCUUCCGGAACAAACUAAUAGACGCGGUUUAAUGAUUGAUGAUUUCAUGCAAGUGAAGGGCUUGAAGGAUGUCUGGGCUAUUGGAGAUUGUACCACGACUCAAUUCGCAGCUACCGCUCAAGUUGCAGAACAACAAGGCAUUUACUUGGGUCAACAGCUUAACAAACUUGCUCGCCUCACAUUUAAAGACGUUGAAAGUUUGCAGCAAACUCCUGUCAUCCAAAAUCUGAGUGCACAUGGCCUCCCUGCCUUUUACUUCUGGCGUGCGACGUACCUUUCUGAAUUGGAUACGAUUCGCAACCGGACGAACGUUGCGUUUGACUGGAUGCGUAUCAACAUGUUCGGAAGGGAUAUUUCCUCCCUUUAG
Molecule: messenger RNA, 1500 nt
Organism: Schizosaccharomyces japonicus yFS275
Lineage: Eukaryota; Fungi; Ascomycota; Schizosaccharomycetes; Schizosaccharomycetales; Schizosaccharomycetaceae
Product: NADH dehydrogenase
Exons: 2
Coding region: 1-1500 (499 amino acids)
Molecular function (GO): NADH dehydrogenase (quinone) (non-electrogenic) activity; NADH dehydrogenase activity; oxidoreductase activity
Source: RefSeq, a predicted model, not a curated record